Molecule: messenger RNA, 1158 nt
Organism: Epithele typhae
Lineage: Eukaryota; Fungi; Basidiomycota; Agaricomycetes; Polyporales; Epitheliaceae
Exons: 1
Coding region: 1-1158 (385 amino acids)
Source: RefSeq, a predicted model, not a curated record
AUGCGGCCAGGUGCGAUUCGCGCUGUUGGUGGCCUCUCGACUAUCCCCCCGACCAUUCGCACAAUCGUUCUCGACCAUAUCAACUUCUGGCCACAUCUCUCCCAGCUCAUACGCACCGCCAAGCCUCUCGUUGAUGCUAUCGGGAAUGUCGAGUCACGAGACUCUGGGCUAGCUGACUGCAUGCUCGAACUCAUCCGCUGCGCGCAGGUUAUGACUAGGCUCGACCUCAAUGAUGAUGAUGACGAGGGUUUCUGGGGCCACGCGAAGAUCGUGUUCAAUCGUCGCUUCCACGAGAUGGACACAAACUACCACGGCCUCGCCCUCUACCUCCAUCCGAUGUGCCGACGGCUUGCGAUCUCCCAGGCCGCCAAUGGGAGAACAUUCGACCAGAUGGAGCUCACUGCGGUAACUAUUGCGAAGAAGUGGAAGUGGAACAAGGCCAAAGCGAAAGCUCUCCAGGCCGACCUCGCAGCAUAUCACCGGGGGGAGAAGCCGUUUGAUGGCGGAGAGCGUGACGCAUUGACAUGGUGGAGGAACUCACGCAUCGACGGACAGAAACACCCUCUCAAGGUCCUCGCAAUCACCCUCCACACUAUCGUCCCACAUGCUGCCGAGAUCGAAAAAGUCUUCUCGGGGCUUGGUUGCACUCAGUCUGCUCGGCGCUGUCGACUAAAUGUCGAGACUUUCGAGAAACUUGGCAAGAUCCGGACAAACCUUCACAUGCACCUCCAAGCACGCAACAUCGAAGACGGCAAGCCGGUGCAUCGCAAGCAUGCCCAUAUGCAUACGCGCACUGAAAUCGGAUCAAACAUUCAGCUCACCGAGGAGCUCGAGCGCACCUUCAGCUGGGUGCCACCAUUGGCGGCUACCAGCGCCGAGGAGGAUCCCUUGCAGCUACCCGAGGAGAUACCCAUGGAGGAGCUCGACCGUGCAUUCAAGGAGUUCGAGGACGAGCUCGAGCGUACAGCCGCAGAUGCGCGCGACAAUCUCCCGGCCGGCACAGCAGUUCUUGAUGGUAGUGUAUACAGCUUUGAUGAGUUGGAUCGGGUCGACAAGGGUGUGGUCCCCAAGCCUCUGGAGGACGACUUGAACGUUGUCGGAGAUGGCGAUGACGACGAAUGGGAUGUGGCAGAGAUGAUAUCUGGGCUAGGAGUGUAG